Entrophospora candida is the source of this 1005-nucleotide messenger RNA. The record is from the annotation of a GenBank genome assembly. NCBI's taxonomy places the organism in Eukaryota, Fungi, Glomeromycota, Glomeromycetes, Entrophosporales, Entrophosporaceae.
AUGCCAACCACAAUGAAUAAUUUCUUUCGUUCCUCCAAGUCUAACAAAAGAUCCAGUACCAAUACAAGUAGGAGUUCUAACAGUCAAGGUUCAUCGCCUCCACAACCAAUCCCGAUCAAAUUAAAUGUGGGCGGAAACUUGUAUAUAACAACACAACAAACUUUAUGCAUACAUCCUUCGUAUCUUUCCGAAUUAUUUUUCUUGUAUCGUUCGCCUGAAUCAUUAUCAUCAUCACCGCAACCAAAAAAACGCAAAGAAUUAUUUAUUGAUCGUGAUGGCACUCAUUUCGAUCAUAUUUUGAACUUUCUACGUACAGGAACAUUACCAAAAAUAUCAUUAUCGAUUUUACAGAAAUUAGAAUGCGAAGCGAAGUUCUACGGUAUAAAACCAUUGAUCAAUCUGGUUUCUCAACGUAUACAAAAUCAUUUAAGUUUACCAAAAUUCAAAGUUGUUCCGAUUCAAUCUCUUUCUCAAGAAAAUAAUAAUAUUCUUCGUCCGAAUCCAAAAAUUUCAAUCUAUAGCAGCAGCAAUAACAGCAUUAAUAAUAGUGUCGGAUCAAGAUUAUCGUCAAAUCAAUCAUUCUACACUCAUCACAAUUUAUCUUUAUCUAAUCCUUCAUACGGCGAAGUUCCAAUCAUUUACAAUCCAAAAUUCAAUGAAUCUGAUUUGUUACAUCCAUAUUCAUCAAAGAAUAUUUCAACACGAUCGUUAUACAGUAACAGCAGCAAUAACAACAAUGAUAAUAAUAGAGAAAGUUGUGUCAAAACACCUCAAUCAGAACCAACGCAAAUUUCUGAAGAGUUGAUAGGUGACAAGGUGAAUUCGACCGAUUAUGACAUUAUUAGCAUAACAUCUGUACCAAUAUUUUUCAAGAAAUGUCCUGAAGGUCAUGGUGAAUUAAACAGGUUUUCCGAUCCUUAUUGCGAUACAACUUGCACCGAGUCUCAUGUACAAUUAUCAAAAGAGAUGGCUACAUAUGUUGUGUUGAAGCGUAAAGAUGAUUGA